This is a messenger RNA of Pteropus alecto (black flying fox), 737 nucleotides long. It is a transcript of the gene MYL7, whose product is annotated as myosin light chain 7. Gene Ontology annotation, biological process: cardiac muscle tissue development; heart contraction. NCBI's taxonomy places the organism in Eukaryota, Metazoa, Chordata, Mammalia, Chiroptera, Pteropodidae. Gene Ontology annotation, cellular component: myofibril; cytoplasm. The transcript has 6 exons. Gene Ontology annotation, molecular function: calcium ion binding. The record is from RefSeq and is a predicted model, not a curated record. Bases 1 to 714 code for a protein of 237 amino acids.
AUGGGCCCCUUGCCGCAGCCAGGCUGCUGCAGAGCCAGGAUGGUGAGAGCCGGGCUGGGGGCUGCGGGCCGUCCUGCGGGGUGGGGUGGAGAGCGGCCCGGACAGGUCACCGCCAGGGAUGGGAAGGGGACCUGCCCCGCUGCCCUGGGAUGCCCUGGAGAGGACCCCUCCCCACCCACAGUGUUGCAGGCCAGCAGGAAGGCCGGGGCGCGGGGCAAGGCCACGGCCACCAAGCAGGCCCAGCGAGGCUCUUCCAACGUCUUCUCCAUGUUCGAGCAAGCCCAGAUCCAGGAGUUCAAGGAAGCCUUCAGCUGCAUUGACCAGAACCGUGAUGGCAUCAUCUGCAAGUCCGACCUUCGGGAGACCUACUCCCAGCUGGGGAAGGUGAGUGUCCCGGAAGAGGAGUUGGAUGCCAUGCUGCAGGAGGGGAAGGGCCCCAUCAACUUCACCGUCUUCCUCACGCUCUUCGGAGAGAAGCUCAACGGGACAGACCCCGAGGAAGCCAUUCUGAGUGCCUUCCGAAUGUUUGACCCCAGUGGCAAGGGCGUGGUGAACAAGGAUGAGUUCAAGCAGCUCCUGCUGACCCAGGCGGACAAGUUCUCUCUGGCUGAGGUGGAGCAGAUGUUCGCGCUGACGCCCAUGGACCUGGCGGGGAACAUUGACUACAAGUCCCUGUGCUACAUCAUCACCCACGGGGAUGAGAAGGAGGAGUGAGCAGGGCCGCGGGCGACCAGGGC